AGCUGUGUGCCUUGCCUGGACAGCCGGACCGUUGGACGGCCCGACUGGACGGCUGGAGCAAUGCAGGCCCCGCCUGCGUGGCUGAUGGCAAUGAUGGCGCGCAUGCCGGCGCCCCUCCAGCAGCGCGUUCAGGCGCUCCUGAUGCGGGCCAUGCAGGACAUGUACCUUCCGGCACUGGCCACAGUGCCUGUGGCGUGGUUCCUCGCCUACGUCCCGCAUUUCAUGAAGUUCGGGGUCAUCCUCAGCAAGCAGAGGGUCACGGAGUACAACAACCAGGACCCCCGCAGCACGGACUAUGCCCAGUUCGGGCCCUCGGAGAAGCUGAUCCGCCGGCUCUUGGCGUGCCACCAGAACGCCCUGGAGGGCUUCCCGGCCUUCGCCUUCGCCGUGCUGAUGUGCAAGAUGCAGAAGGUGAAACCGCUGGAGGCGUUCCAGCUCUGCCUGCGCUAUCUGAUCGCGAGAGUGCUGUAUAUUGCGUUCUACGCCGCUGGCACCAACGACGCCGUCGCCGCGCUGCGCAGCUUAGCGUGGAUGGACAGUUACGCGUCCAUCGCCCGGCUUUAUGGCAAGGCCCUCUCGGCCGCCCCGGCCAAGCGCUGAG
Effrenium voratum is the source of this 601-nucleotide messenger RNA. Lineage: Eukaryota; Dinophyceae; Suessiales; Symbiodiniaceae. The record is from the annotation of a GenBank genome assembly.